GGUCCCUGGAGGGAGGAGAAAGACUUUGACCCAAGUUUUCUCAGAGCUUCCUCAUCCCCACGGCGAUCUGCACACCAAUCCGUCUACGGCCCCUCAACUUUCAGAUACCCCUUGCGGUCCCACCCGCUUCGGAACUCCUGGGGACCUUUGGACGCCCGCCCAACUCCCCUGCCCCGCUAAAAUCUCUUUUAUUCCUCGACUGCCCCCCACCCCCACCCCGGCUCACAGACCCCCAGUCAUGGCCGGGUCGUACGGCGGCCGGGUGCUGGCCGCGAUGACCUUGCUGGGCAUCCCGGCGGCCGUGCUGGCGGCGCUGGGAGCGCAGCUGCUGUUCCAGCUGCAGGCAGGCCGCGCCGAGCUUCGGGGACUGCGCGCCAACGGGCUCGGCCCGGAGCUGGGCGCUGGCCCCGGGCUGCCCGAGGACGCGGCCGGGGCGCUACUGCCGCUGGCCGCCGCGCUCGCCGCGCUCGCCCUGGUGUUGGGCCUCACCUGCCUUCUGCUCGCGGCGCUCUGCGGCCACCUGGGCGCCGAGCUGGCGCGGGGGCCCGGCCCCGGCAGGUCUGACUGGUUUCUCUAUGACUGCCGCCUCCUCAGACACGUGGCCCUUGGCCUUUUCUGCUGUGGGGUCUCUGUCUACUUAGCAGCACUGUCCAUCUACGCCCUGCUGCUCUUUGAGAUCGAGACAGGUGCAGCAGCCGCCUCCAUCCUUGGAGUGGGUGCUCUGGUCCUGGUGGCGGCGCUGACCCACACUCUGCUCCGAGCUGCCCGGGCCACCCGCCGUGGCCUCCAUGAACUGUCCCCACCACACUUUGAAGACGACCCUGUCCGCCCUGCUGAAGUCUCCAAGGCCAGCCCCAGGGCUCAGCCCCAGCAGGGUACCCACCACCAAACCCCCUACUCAUCCUGCCCAGAACCUGGGGACCCCCUCAGACCCACAGUCACUGCUACAGCACCUGCAGCCAUGGGGGGAGGCCGGGAGAGCAGCCUGCCUUUAUCCCACUUGCACCGGACACUGUCGGCUGGCAGGGGCCACUGGGAAGGGGUCACCCACGAGAUGCGUAGCAUGCUGGGCCACCGGUCACGGGGCUCAGGGAAGGACUCUACACUGGUGUGAACCCAGGGAUCAGGGAUAGAGACCUGGUGUCAGGCAGCAGGAAGAGGACUCUGUAAAGAUAGGUCCAGGUUCAGCCACAGUAGCAGUAUGACUUGAUUUCUCAGCAUCCGUGCCUUGUGUCUUCAAGGUGGCUUCAUGUCACAAAAUGGCUUCCAGGGCUCCAGCCUUCACCUCCUCUCUCGGAGGGAAAGGCAGAGACCAGGGUGCACUCAGCACCUGGAAAUCUUCCUGGGAGGCCUUGGGACCCUCCUGCUUAUACCUCACUGGCGAGAACAGAGUCACAUGGCCACAUCUCUGGGCAGAGGAGGCUGGAAAAUGUAGCUGUCCAGAUGUUAGAUGCAGGAGGGGAGGGUUGGGCUUAAACAGUGGUUCUCUAAAUGUCUCCAUCCAUUUUACAGAUGAGGAAACCGAGGUCCAAAGAAGGGCAGUGACUCACCAGGAGUCCCAUGGCCAGUACUGAGCAUCAGAGUCAGGAUUCGAACCGGGUUUCUGUAACCCCCAUGCUGCUGACAGUGCAAGUCUCAGACUCUACGACUUCUUCCAGGCUGUGAGCAUUUGAAAUCUGUGUGUGCUGUGCUCAGAGCACCCUAGGGCCCCAGGUGCACAUGGACGGCUGGACCCAGCCUUCUGGCUGUGGGCUUCGCUGCUCUGUGUCUCAGUUUCCUUGUUUAUAAAAUGUGGCCAGAAGCAGUUCCCCCUCCUAGGGCUCCUGUGAGACUCGGUGUAAGCCAGUCCAGGUGCCUGUGCACAGUAGAUCCUCAGUGCAUGUCAACCUGUGUCGUCAUCAGUCGGAUGCCCUGGUGGCAGGAGAAGGGGGGUUGAUGGCCACUUUCUGGGGCUCACAAAACUGCCAAGGCUUAAAGUGGAUGACUCAGAGCCCCAGGGAUCUCCAGAGGCCCUGGCCCCACUCCCAUCUCAUGCAGCCCUCAAAUAAACUCUGACCUUCGC
Molecule: messenger RNA, 2062 nt
Organism: Lutra lutra (Eurasian river otter)
Lineage: Eukaryota; Metazoa; Chordata; Mammalia; Carnivora; Mustelidae
Gene: TMEM221
Product: transmembrane protein 221
Exons: 3
Coding region: 239-1114 (291 amino acids)
Source: RefSeq, a predicted model, not a curated record